AUGGCAGGAGGAUACACCUGUGUCCAGUGCCUGAGUGUACUCCAAAAGGGUGUCCGGGUGUCCGGUACUCCAGGUCGCCUCCAGAGCCUGGCUAAUUCGCGACGGAGGUCUGCUGUGUCUCCGUCGUGGAUCCGCAGCUUUGGCUCGGAGGGCAACAAUCGCUCCCUGGGAAAGACUACAAUCGAGCAGGGAAAGAAUGUUAUCGAAAAUUCUCCCGCAAAAUUGGCAUCGCCUGCACCAUUUGCGCAGAGAGCCGCCUCCACGUCGGCCGGUCCCUCCGUCGAUACGCGCGCUCUUUUGAAACCCGACAACCUGUUCCACUCCUUCUCGAACUCGCCUUCGCCUGCAAUUCGCCAACGUGCUGCUUUCAUUAAGCAGAAUGCAUUCUGCCCUCAUCCGAGUCAUCAGCAGACCCGCGCCCCCGUAUCGCCCCACGACCCGGAAGCGCGAAAGACAUCCGACGAGACCAGUCAGCCGCCGGCCCAUUCACACUUUGAGUGUCCCGAUUGUGGUGUCCCGAUCUACUGCUCUGAGGGCCACUGGAUGGAUGACUUUGAGGCUCACCUCGAGGUCUGCGAGACCAUCCAGCAGAUCAACGAGGAUGACCAUGACUUGCACUCCGGCCGACACUUCCCUGAAUUCUCGUAUCCGGGUGUUCAGGACGACAACUUCGUUAUCAACAUGACCAAUUGGGAUACCUACAUGUACACUCGCGAGUUUGAUGCUAUCAACUCCGAUCGUUCCAUGCGCCAGGUCACCCGCAUGCUCACCUACCCGCAGACCAUUGCGAGUGUCUUGCAUGAGUUGAGCCCGUACAGUGUCCGUGGCAAGAACCGUUUGACAGGCGAGGGAUUGAAGAGUUUGAGCGCGCUGCGGUACUCCCUGCAUCCUCCCAAGACCGGUGAAGAUAUCGAUAUCAAGGGUCUGCGUCUGAAGGCCCCUCCAGUCCGCAUCUUCAUUCUGGGCGCACGCGCGGAAUCCUCACUGCCCCGUGAUGUCUGGAUGCAGCUCUCCUACAUGUUCCCACAAGCUCUUCUGCACAUUAUCUUCAUCGGCCCUGAAAGCAUGGCCAACCGAGACUCCGAGUUCCCGCUGCCCGAGCGCACCCCCGAGAACCCAUUCGGCGGUAUCGUCGAGGACCGCCUGGGCGGUCAGAUGAAGAUUACCACCUACGUUGACUAUUUCCACACCAUGUACAAAGCCCAGUACUUCCAGCCCUUUGACCCUUACCUGGAUGUCUUCAUGCUCUUCCACCCCGGUCUGGGUCACCCCGCCAGCUCGCACGAGUGGACGGAGACUCUUCCUCAGCUCUUGGAGACUAAAGUCCCCGUUCUCUGUACUGGAUACACUCAGUGGGAUAUGGAACGUGAUAUCAACUGGGUUCACGAGAAGUGUGCGGGUGAAUUUGACCUUCUUCUCGAGCCCGGUGAGAACAUCUUCCGCAGUCUGCGCUGGGAUUUGAACGACUUGGACCCGCAUGAUGUUUCAUGUGGAAACUGGGGUCUGUGGGCGUUCCGUGGCAAGAGAUACGAGGCCACAUUCAAGGCGGAGUAG
Penicillium atrosanguineum is the source of this 1554-nucleotide messenger RNA. Its product is annotated as putative mRNA processing protein (Mss51). Gene Ontology annotation, cellular component: extrinsic component of mitochondrial inner membrane. The record is from RefSeq and is a predicted model, not a curated record. The transcript has 3 exons. The coding region runs from base 1 to 1554 and encodes 517 amino acids. NCBI's taxonomy places the organism in Eukaryota, Fungi, Ascomycota, Eurotiomycetes, Eurotiales, Aspergillaceae. Gene Ontology annotation, biological process: mitochondrial respiratory chain complex IV assembly.